Colius striatus (speckled mousebird) is the source of this 3676-nucleotide messenger RNA. It is a transcript of the gene FCSK, whose product is annotated as fucose kinase. The transcript is spliced from 23 exons. The coding region runs from base 1 to 3330 and encodes 1109 amino acids. Gene Ontology annotation, molecular function: ATP binding; fucokinase activity. The record is from RefSeq and is a predicted model, not a curated record. Lineage: Eukaryota; Metazoa; Chordata; Aves; Coliiformes; Coliidae. Gene Ontology annotation, biological process: GDP-L-fucose salvage.
AUGGCGGCGGAGUGGAGCGCGCUGGUGCUGACCUGCCGGCGCGGCGGCUGCGUGCCCGCCCUCCAGCGAGAGCUGGAGGCGCGCCGGCGGAGGGGCAGCCUGGGCCCGCGCCCGCCGCCGCUGCUCUUGGCCGUGGAGGAUCCCUGGGCGCGGCUGGGCAGCGGCGGGGCCACGCUCAACGCGCUGCUGGUGGCGGCCGAGCACCUCAGCGCCCGGGCCGGCUGCACGGUGGUGACCGCCGACGUGCUGCGGGGAGCCCGCGUCCUCGUCCUGCACACGGGCCGUGACUUCUCCUUCGACGACUGCGGCCGGGCCUUCACCUGCCUGCCCGUGGAGGAGCCCGGCGCCCCGGCCGAAGCUCUGGUCUGCAACCUGGACAGCCUGCUGGCGACCAUGACGGACCGGCUCUGCGUGGGCUCCCCGCCGGGCGUGUGGGUGUGCAGCACUGACAUGCUCCUCACCGUGCCCUCGGCACCAGAGAUCAACUGGGAUGGCUUCCAGGGCGUCAGGGUGGUUGCGGUGCCCGGGAGCUUGGCCUAUGCCAAAAACCACGGGGUCUACCUCACCGAUGAGCAGGGCCUGGUGCGUGACAUCAUCUACAAAGGCACAGAGGCUCAGAUCCGGCAGUGCAUGGACCCUGACGGCACCGUCCCGCUGGUCUGCGGGGUAGUUUUCUUCUCUUCGGAUGCUGCUGAGCAGCUUCUGGCCACCCACGUCAUCCCUCCUCUGGACGCCUGCACCUACCUGGGGCUGGACUCGGGGGCACGGCCCAUCCAGCUCUCCCUCUUCUUCGAUGUGGUGUUGUGCAUGGCUGGGGGGGUGACAGAGGAGGAGUUUGUGCGGGGCGGCGGCGAUGCCAGCGUGAGGAGCGCCCGCUCAGUGCUGUGGACAGCUCUGCGCCCCUUCCCUCUCAGCGUGGCCUGCAUCCCCAACGCCUCCUACGACUACCUGACCGCCUCUGCCAGCGACCACAUCCGCAGCCUGACACUCCUGCCUGGCUCCAGCAGUCACCUGCACUUCUGCAAGGCAGCGCAUUCCCAUGUAGAUGAGCCUGAUCUCCUGGAGGACGGCUCUUCAGUCACCAACUGCCUGCUGGAAGGAGCCGUGCGGCUGGCAGCUGGCAGUGUUAUCCAGCACUGUCACCUCCAGGGUCCCCUGGAGAUCGGUCCUGGCUGCCUCCUCUCAGGCCUGGCUGCAGGCUCCUCAGCAGCCCUGCAGGGCUCCUGUCCCCUGCGUGACGUGGUCCUGCAGGGCCACCACAUCUGCCUGGGCGACCUGCCCUGCCGCAUCUUCACCCUCACUGGCCGCCUCGACGACUGGCAGAGCCCUGCUGAACAGGCCACCUACCUGAACGUGCCCUGGGCAGAGUUUUUCCAGCGGACGGGCAUACGGGAAGGGGACCUUUGGGAUGCGGAGACACCGCGGAGGAGCCGCAGCCUGCUGAGCGCCCGGCUCUUCCCAGUGCUGCACGCCCACGAGGCGCUGGGGCUGCAGGACGUGCUGUGGCUGCUGGCCCCGGCAGCGGCCGGCGAGCGGCUGGCACGCUGGCGGGCGGCCUGGCGCAUGUCCUGGCGGGAGCUGCUGCCCUGCUUGGACGGGGCGGCCGAGCUGGCUGCCCGCCGGCACCUCUUCUUCCUGCAGGGCCAGCGCAAGGUGCGGCGGGUGCUGCUGGGGCGCCGGGACUGCAGCCUCCUGCCCCUCACCCGCAGCGCCGUCCAUGAGGGCUACCACGAGGCCGUGCUGGGCACGCUGGAUGAGGUCGCCUCCACGGCCGGUGACGCGGGCAUCGCAGCCCGGGCGCUCGCCUGCAUCGCCGAUGUCCUGGGCUGCAUGGCACAAGGGGAAGGGGGCCUGAGGAGUGGGCCCGCUGCCAACAGCGAGUGGGCCUCGGCUUUCGCGCUCCUGGAGAGCGGCGACGUGGCCGGCGGCGUCCGGGAGCUGGCAGCUGAGCGGCAGAAGUGGAUGAGCAGGCCAGCUCUGCUGGUGAGGGCGGCCCGGCAUUACGAGGCAGCCGAGCAGAUCCUCAUCCGGCAGGCAGUGAUGUCCUCGUGCCGCUUCAUCAGCGUGGGGCAGGCGGAGCUGCCGCCCUUGGGGCAGUGGGUGCAGGCGCUGUGUCCGGCCCGUCUGGACCUCUCUGGCGGCUGGAGUGACACCCCUCCCAUCACCUACGAGCACGGGGGGGCCGUGGUGGACGUGGCGGUGCUGGUGGACGGGGCCCGGCCGGUCGGCGCGCGGGUGCGGCGCAUCGCGGAGCCGGAGCUGCGCCUCGUCAGCCUGGGCACGCCGCAGCACAGCCAGGCAGCAGCAGAGCUGGUGUGCCGGGAGCUGCAGCACCUGCAGGAUUACUGCCAGCCCCACGCGCCCGGGGCCUUGCUCAAAGCCGCCUUCCUCUGCACCCAGGUCGUGCAGUUCCCCUCGCAGAAGCCGCUGCGGGCCCAGCUGAUGGAGAGCUUCGGGGGCGGGUUUGAGGUGCACACCUGGUCUGAGCUGCCCCACGGCUCUGGCCUCGGCACCAGCAGCAUCCUGGCGGGAGCGGUGAUGGCGGCGCUGUACCGGGCGGCCGGGAAGGUGGCCAGCACCGAGUCCCUCGUCCAUGCCGUGCUGCACCUGGAGCAGAGGCUCACCACAGGUGGUGGGUGGCAGGACCAGGUCGGGGGGCUCGUGCCUGGCAUCAAAAUCGGGAGGUCGAAGGCUGAGCUGCCGCUGAGGGUGGAGGUGGAGAAGAUCCCGGUGCCUCAUGGCUUUACCCAGACCCUCAGUGAUCACCUGCUGCUGGUGUACACAGGGAAGACUCGCCUGGCCCGCAACCUGCUCCAGGACGUGGUGAGGAACUGGUACGCCAGGCUGCCCUCCGUGGUGGAGAACGCCGACGCGCUGGUGAGCAACGCUGAGGAGUGUGCCCGGGCCCUGAGGCAAGGUGACCUGCCUCUGCUGGGGCAGUGCCUGGAUCGCUACUGGCAGCAGAAGAAGUGCAUGGCCCCGGGCUGCGAGCCGCAGGCUGUGGGGCGCAUGAUGGCAGCGCUGCGGCCGCACGUCCACGGGCAGUGCUUGGCUGGGGCUGGAGGCGGUGGCUUCCUCUGCGCCUUAACCAAAGCCCCUCGGCAGAAAGAGGCUUUGCACCAAAUUCUGGCUAAAACAGAGGGCCUGGGCAACUUCAGCAUCCACAGCAUCGAGGUGGACACGAAGGGGUUCACGGUGGAGGUUGUGGAGUGUGAUAUGAAGGCUGGUGCUGGCCCUGGAGGGGACAUGGCACUGUGGAGGCCCUCAGCCCUCCUCUGUCCUGGCAGCUCCACAGGCAGGGCAGGGAUCAGCCAGCUGCCUCCCACAUAGGACUGUACAUGGCCUUUUUGUCCUCCUCCUUGCCCCAAAAGGCACAGAGGUGGGAGAAGCUGUGAUGAGCUGGGCAGGCAGAACCGUCCCUGGAGGGUGGCUUUGCUGGAAGGACAGUUUGUUAUGGCCUCUGGCUUGAUCUUGGGGUUUCACUUUGCUUCUCAUGGUUCUCCAGAGGUAAAGGAACAGCAUUUGUAGUGCUGCCUCUAGCAGGAACAUUCCUGCUCUUGCAGCAGUGGGGGCCCAUGCUGCCCAUUCAGGAUGUGCCUGGAUGCACAAUCAAGUACUUUUCUCGUGCCAAGAGACUAUUUCCGUAGUGUCUUAGAAUAAAAAAAGCUUGUUUCCA